UUCAAGAAAUAAAAUAAUUUUGUGGCUCUGUGAGCUUAGCUGAGGAUCCAAGACCGUAUGACGCUUUCACAAGGAUCAAAGCCAGAGAGACUUAGUUUUUAAUGACGCAAUAGUCCUGCGGAUUAGUGGCAAGAGGGAGAGACCACCAUGUUUUUGUUUCCUGAACAGUAUUAGUUUUAAACUUUCUGUCAACACUGGAUGUUGCCUGAAAGCCCAGCUGACCAUCAAUGAUCAGUCUGACUUUGUGUCAGAUGCCACGGAAGUUCCCAGAAUUAAUCUCUGCUUCAAGUCUAGUAAAUGCUGGUGAACUAAAGCACAUCUCUUAGAAAAAUAUACAAUCUUUAUUUCAAAUUUUCCAGCGAUGGUGAACCUACCACAGCCUUUGGUAAGUUAUUCUAAUUGUUAAUUACCUUCACAGUUUGAAACAAAACAAGGUAAUGAAUGUGAAUACACCAAGAACCUCUUCCACUCUUUUAACUCCAUCCAUUAAGUGACAGGACCUGAACACAGUGUUUCUCUAGGCUUCCCCUGGUGCCAAAGCUAUGUUAAUGUGAUCCUCCUCUUACUGCUUUCCUCAGGCCAUAUCUCCAAGGAUAUAGUUCAUAUUAUGGCAAAGCACUGACAGAUGUUGAUCAGAUAAUUAACAGAUGGAAUCCCCAGUUUCCCUCAGUAGACUCCAUGUCUUGUAUGCAUGGACCAGAUUCUUCAGUCCACAACCAUAAACUGAGUAAUUCACUAUUUUCCCUAAUAUUUGCCACUGACAAAUUUGAUCAGUAUUGUUUUUGUUUUCUUUCAGGUCAUUGCUCAAAAAAUACUGAAUUUUCUAGGGCCCAAAUUUGGCUUCUGGGGCACCUGUGUGAAUGCUGACUGGGGGGCCACUCAGUGGGACCUACAGGCUGCGCCAGAUUCACUUCCACUGGGGAUCCAAUGAUGAAGCUGGCUCUGAGCACACUGUGGAUGGGAUGAAGUAUGCAGCAGAGCUUCAUGUGGUCCAUUGGAAUGCAGAGAAGUAUUCCAGUUUUGUUGAGGCAGCUUCUCAGUCAGAUGGACUUGCAGUCAUGGCUGUAUUUCUGAAGAUUGGUGAGUGCAACCCUCAGCUGAACAAGAUUACUGACCGCUUGGACACCAUCAGGAUCAAGGGAAAAAAAGCACUAUUCACAAACUUUGAUCCCAGCUGUCUGCUUCCCAAGUCCCUGGACUACUGGACUUACUUUGGAUCUCUCACUGUUCCACCUCUCCUUGAGAGUGUCAUCUGGAUUGUUCUGAGAGAGCCCAUAAGUGUUUGUUCUGAACAGCUGGCCAAAUUCCGCAGCCUCCUGAGCACUGCAGAGGACGAGGUCGCUUGCUGCUUGCUGAGAAACUUCCGGCCUCCACAGCCUCUAAGGGGACGAGAAGUCAGAAGGAAUUAAAGGAGCAAAUCCAGAGUAGCCUCCCUCUGAAACCAAAGGCUGAAUUCAUUUUAAUAGUUAAUAUACUUUGUGAUUUUUCAUUUUUUUUGUGAGUUGUUUUAACACAUAGGUGUUGUUUUAUUAGUGGUUUCCAUGCAGUCAUUUCUCAGAAGCAAGUAUGUCCAGAGUUGUCACAG
This is a messenger RNA of Catharus ustulatus (Swainson's thrush), 1585 nucleotides long. RefSeq names its product carbonic anhydrase 13-like. Gene Ontology annotation, cellular component: cytoplasm. The transcript has 6 exons. Gene Ontology annotation, molecular function: carbonate dehydratase activity; zinc ion binding. The record is from RefSeq and is a predicted model, not a curated record. The coding region runs from base 861 to 1409 and encodes 182 amino acids. NCBI's taxonomy places the organism in Eukaryota, Metazoa, Chordata, Aves, Passeriformes, Turdidae.